Dicrocoelium dendriticum is the source of this 549-nucleotide messenger RNA. Lineage: Eukaryota; Metazoa; Platyhelminthes; Trematoda; Plagiorchiida; Dicrocoeliidae. The record is from the annotation of a GenBank genome assembly.
AUGGAUGCGGAUGAUUUCAGUCUGCGACCGAAUCCUUCUCGUUUUUUAAAUGUCUGCCGAUUGAAUGAGUCUUCAAUUGCAGAACCUGAUCUAAAAAACACCCAUCACACGAGCAGUUCUGAUCUCUAUCAACCACUUCGCCUAACCCCAGUGUUCUACGAAGAACCACAAAAGAAUAGUGCACUUAAGCGCCUAAAAAAACGGGUUGCUCGCUUCGUCCUUGAAGAUCCGGAUUUUUGUGGGGAUGAAGAUUUACCCAAAGAGAUACACUUCGGAGCGUUUAAGGGCGAUAGUGCAAUUCGAAAGAAAUUUACUGACAAACAGAAAUACGAGGAAGAUAAUUUUACGCGCCUACAAAUCACCAAAGAUGAAAAGCGGUUGCAACGACGUUCGCUAUCCGGCAGACUACCAGUUGACUUACCAACACAGGCAAAUUAUUUGGAUGUUUUACUGCACAGCGUAAGUCCGUUUUCAAAAGCACGCACUGCUUUAUCAGAGUCCCGAAUUCAUUUGCCACGUCGUCAUCCAAGGCUCGAUCCCAUCUGGUGA